Lethenteron reissneri (Far Eastern brook lamprey) is the source of this 950-nucleotide messenger RNA. Its product is annotated as RING finger protein 145-like. NCBI's taxonomy places the organism in Eukaryota, Metazoa, Chordata, Hyperoartia, Petromyzontiformes, Petromyzontidae. The record is from RefSeq and is a predicted model, not a curated record.
GCGGCAGCAGCAGCAGCAGCGGUGAGCAGCCCCGGCCCCCAGCGAUCGGUUCCGGGAGCGGCGUCAGGGGUCGGGCAACCCGCGGGCCGCUCCUCGCAGUGGCCGCUCGCUACCGAGGAGCAGCGAGCGGGAGCAGGAGGCCGCGGCUCCGUCCACCCGUCCCUCGCAGCCUCCGCAGGAGAAAAGGCGCCGCUACGAGGCCCGCGCUGUGCGACAGCGGCGUGAGGAUGAAGGCGUCGCUAUCGGCAGCGUCGAAUAAAUAGCGACCGAGAGUCCGAGGGGAGGUCCGUCCCGAACGAUGGCUCGGCGCUGGGACCGGGCGGUCGAGGCCCUCUGCGGCCUGGCUCCGGCGUGGAGUGUGGCCCUGCGGGUGCCCAGCAUUCUGGCCCUGGAGCGGCUCUACCGCUGGGAUGGCCACGUCUCCCUGCACGAGUUGGGCCUUCCCGACGCGCCGCUCUUACUCGCCAAGUACCAGGCCGUGAUCUGCAACCUCUACUACCUGGGCCACAUCUUGUGCAUCGUGAUGCUCGGGCUGCCGCUGCAGCGCCUCGUCCGCCUCUACCUGUGCGUGCUGACUGCCGGGCUGCUCUACGCAGGACACCACAUCUCCAGGUGACGUGCCCACCACCACCACCAACACCACCACCAACCACCAACACCAACCACCUGUGUGGUCACUCUCCCCGCCCCCAAAGACAAUGAUCCCCCGUGUAGCCUUAACAUAUUGUUGGGGCAAGUGCUGUUUAGCACCUAUGAAGGCCAGCAUGGCACACGAGGGGGUGGGUGUCUCUCCAGUGGCGAUGUUUGCACAUCGCACCAGGUACUCAUUUGAGGCGGAGCUGACCUAGGGGAGGCUCAGAACCGAUUAAGGUAAUCAUCACUUGUGUUGACCGUGAGCUGGAAUCGAACUUGGGUCGCAGGAUUCGUAGUGCACCACUACACUACCGGUC